AGGUAGCUUGUGGGUAUUUUUUAUGUCAAUAUGACUUAAGAUUUUAAAGUUUAAACUAACAUAACUCUGUAAAGAAAAAAACAAAACAAAACAGGUCGAUCGUGUGAGUCAAACCACAGUUUGUUAACUAGUCUGUAUUGUUAGAGACUUAAUUACCAUUGAUUGGUGUGUCACAGCAUCUCAGAGUGGAGUCGGGAAUCAAUCACAAUCAAACAUCCUCUGUUACACUAAGGACAUGUAAACAUCGGAAGUAGACGGCUUAAGAUCUUGCUUUUUAUUGCAAAGUGCAUAAUGGAUUAUCUGUCGAAAUUCAGGUUUUUCAGUGUUUACAAGGUUGUAUUUUUAUAUACAAUUUUCUCCACAUCUUUUACAAACGCAGCGGCCAAAUUACUUGUAUUAAACACAAGUCAAAUUGACAACUUCGAACAGAUACAAAAUGAUACAAAUAUCGAACUAUUUCAUUGGGAAGACUACACUGUUCUCGCUGCUAUGCUCAUCAUAUCUUGUGGUAUUGGGGUAUUUUACGGAUAUUUCGGAGAAAAACAAUUGACAGGAGACGACUUUCUUCUUGGUGGAUCGUCUAUGGGAACGUUUCCGAUGGCACUCAGUUUAGCGGCGAGCUUUAUUACAGCCAUUGAGUUGUUAGGGAAUCCGGCAGAGAUGUUUAUAGCCGGUGGUCAAUUUUGGAUGAUCUGUAUAGCCUUCGUCCUUACAGUGCCCGUUGCAAGUCAAUUAUACCUACCAGUGUUUAUGAGGCUUCGACUGACAUCAUGUUACGAAUAUUUGGAGGUACGAUUUUGCAAGUCAAUGCGUGUGUAUGCAAGCGUUCUAUACAUGUUGCAAAUGAUAUUGUACACUGCAGUUGCAGUGUAUGCGCCGGCGUUGGCACUUUCAGACGUGACAGGACUUAAUACGUAUUUAGCGGUUUCUGUGGUAUACAUAGUGUGUAUAUUUUACGCUUCCCAGGGCGGCAUGAAAGCUGUUAUAAUGACUGAUACAUUUCAAUCAGCCGUACUCAUCGGCUCUUUAGCUGCCAUUCUAGCUCUCGGCUCAGCACAAACCGGUGGCUUCAAUUAUAUUUGGGACUACGCACAACGCACCGAAAGAUUGCACUUUUUUGACAUGAACCCCGACCCUACAGUACGGCACUCCUUUUGGUCGGUGGUUGUGGGUGGUACCAUGUACUGGGUCAGCAUGUUCUGCGCUAACCAAGCUUCAGUGCAGAAAUACUUAUCAGUAGAGCGCAUAUCUCAAGCUCGUGUCGCGUUAUGGGUAUCAGCUAUUGGCCUAGUAUCUGUGUACUCUGUUAACUUCGCUACCGGCGCCCUUCUUGCAGCGCACUACGCGGGAUGCGAUCCCAUUGAAUCUGGACAAAUAAAUGCUUCUGACCGACUCCUGCCACUGUAUGUCGUUAAACAGCUGGGUGUAUAUCGCGGCGUACCAGGAUUCUUUGUGGCUGGCAUUUUCGCGGCUAGUCUUGGAACAGUAGCAUCAGCACUAAAUUCCUUGGCAGCUAUUGCAUGUCAAGACUUGGCGUCCGGUUUGUUUGGUAUCACUCUGCCAGAGAAUAAGGGCGCAGCAAUUGCAAGAUGGGUGUGCUUGGCAUGUGGUGCGUUGUCUUUCGCGCUUGUGUUCGUGGUGGAGAGAUUGGGUCCUGUGCUGCAACUGGCCCUCUCGUUUAAUGGAAUGACGGGAGGUGUCACCUUAGGACUCUUCAGCCUCGGAAUGUUGUUCCCGUGGGCAAACGCCAAGGGUGCGGUUGCGGGCGGCGUUUGCGGGUUGCUGCUGGUGGUAGCGGCGGGUGGCGGCGCGCAGUACGCCUCAGUGCCAUUACCCAGGCUACCUGCCUCAACCGAUACCUGCCCCACCACCUUAAAUAUGACAUCUAAUUAUGACCAUACAGAAAAUCAUGACAAGGCAGUAUUUUGGUUAUUCAAAGUGUCAUAUCUCUGGUAUUCUGGACUGGGUUGUGUUGGCACUCUGAUUAUUGGGUUAACGGUUUCCCUGAUCACUGGUAUGACUAACCCCGCUGAUGUUCCCAUUGACCUUAUAUCGCCUCCAGUAGUCAGCUUCCUAAACUCAUUGCCGAAUAAGUUUAAGAAAGCGUUGCGUGUUCCGACUCGUCUCGGUUCGGAGCGUCGUAGAAGCUCGAGCGUCCGACCGCCGAGUCUGUCCGACGAUAAGGACACGAGACGUCGCCGGCGGUUGUCCGAGUUGGCGGGCGGCGUGUUCUACAGCGAUGCACCCACACUCACUCGCGGCCACGAUAACCUCGCACUCGGCCUUGACUCAGAAAAACCGCCACCUCAGGAACCCAAGCGAACGAGUUUCAAAUUCGAUGCACCCUUAAAUCCUAAUUCUCCCCAAACAUCCUCAUGCUGAUUUAUACAUCAUUAAUUAACUGUGUACUAAAUUAUUUCCUCCAUCGACAUGCUGAUUUAUGAUCUGUAUCAGUAUUUCACAUUGAACAAAACAUAUAUAUUUUUCACAUUAUCUGGAACUAUGAAGCGAAUUGCAAAAUCGACAAUAAUGAAUUUCAAUUGUUUUUAUGGUUAGAAAUAUUUUUUUACAAUUCUCCAUAGUCAGUCACUAUAUAGAGACCAUCAUUUCCUUAUCAGUUGUAUACAUUUUUAAAAAUGAAUAUUAAUCCUAUUUUACAUUUCAUAGUCUUAGUUCAAUUCAUAUUAACAUAAGCUAUAGUCUUGAGAAAUGUAUUGAAGUUAACUAUAUGAAAGAAUUUUUAUUAACACCAAAGUUAUAAUAUAAAUGUAUCAAUAAAAUGUGUAAUAUUAAUGCAAAACAAUUGCCCAAAGACAUUGCCUUUUUGUAAAUAGGAGAUAAUUAACUUAGGUAAUGAAUUAACUUAUUUCAAUAUAUUUAUAUAUAAUAAUAAUAAUAAUAUGUAUUCCAGGGUCUAAGGACUAAACUAUAAACACAUUUGAUUGUAUAAUAUUCUUAAGUUCAAAGGAAAUAAAAAAAAAGAUAUAAAAAAACUUUAAUUGUAUACAUAUAUUUUAAUGCCAAAUUAUACAUCAACUUUUAAACGGCAGAUAAUUCAUAGGAUUGAAUUAUUGUUGUACCUAUAAAUUCUAUUCGAUUUUGGACGUACACUAAACGAACUCAUUAUUCACAUUUAAAUAGUAAAUGCCAUUUAUUUAUGUUAUACAUGAAUGUAAUAGACAAGAACAAAAAUUAUAUUUAUACAGAAAUAUAACAUGGAUAAACGAAAUAAAAUAUAUUGGCAACUAAAUUAUAA
Molecule: messenger RNA, 3256 nt
Organism: Danaus plexippus (monarch butterfly)
Lineage: Eukaryota; Metazoa; Arthropoda; Insecta; Lepidoptera; Nymphalidae
Product: sodium-coupled monocarboxylate transporter 2
Exons: 13
Coding region: 292-2382 (696 amino acids)
Biological process (GO): transmembrane transport; sodium ion transport
Cellular component (GO): membrane
Molecular function (GO): symporter activity
Source: RefSeq, a predicted model, not a curated record